AUGCAAUUAAAUGAGAAAAAACUCGCGUAUGAGGCGGCGCUGCGGGAAUUUUGCCAGGGCCAUUCGACGCGGCUCAAAAAGACGACGAAAGGCGAUCCGGAAGCGGCGCCGGCGGUGUUCUCCAGCUCCCUCCUCGCGGAUUUUUUUUCGAACGGCGUGCCCGAUAUCGAGCCGUGGGAUCGGUGGGCCUUUGAGCUGCCGAGGUACGAUCCGAAGGCGUUAAUUUCCAACAAAUCCACGAAGCGAUCCAAUUCGGCCACCCACGCGGCAAUUCGUGGGGUGAUGGAUCUCGAGCACCAUGCGAUCCUCCAAAACUCCUUCUACACCCUCAACUGCCAACAAUCGACAGCGCAUACGACCCCUGUGGAGGCGAAACUCAUAAAAACCAAGGACGAGCUUCGCAAAGAGCGGCGUGAGCGGUUAAAACAAAAGCAAGAGCAGGAACGUCAAGAGCGUCUGAAGGGAAAUUCGGAAAACGACGCCGCCGCGCACGCGGAUCAGCUUCGCAGCCGUAGUUUAGCCCUGCAUUUAUUCAAUCACAGCGUGUUGAACCCUGUGGCGACCGAAAAUCAGAUCUAUGACCAAUAUCAACAGCGCUUUAUUGAGCAUCAGCAGCGCAACCACGACCGCCACGUCGCCGCCCUCCCGAAUCAAAUCCUCAAACGCGAGAAGGAUGCGAUUCGGCAUGCGCAGGAGCGCCCGAGCCUCCGGGCGUUUCGCAUUUAUCCCAUUUUCAGCCCCGCCCACCUCGGCAAAAUUCGCAAUCUCGCGAAUGAUAACCGGCUGCGCGGGGUGAUUGUGUGGAUCGCGGGGUGCGAUGCGCUGGUGAUACUCUCCGGCGGCGACGUCGCGAUGCGGCACUUGGAAGGGUGGAUUUUGGAUAAAAUGCGGUGGGAGCAUCCGCAAACACGGGCGACCCGGCUCUGCGCGAUCCCCCUUCCUACGUUUGAUGUUUUCUCCUUUUGUGAGAAAAAAAAGCACGCGAAGGAGGAAAAGGGAAAGCGCACCCGUCUCGAGGUUGGAUCACCGGCUAACACGUCUCAGGCGAACCUUGCAGCCGCGUCGGAGGCGCAGGAGCCAAAGGAGGCGGUUUUUAUGAAUUUUUGUGAGACCAUCGCUGAGGGCGAAGCUUUUUUGCACACCGUGCCGGCCUCUGGCAGCGCGUGGAACGAUUUUUCCGCGAUAUGGCGGAUGGCUUUUCUGCAAGAUGGGCUCUCGUAA
Molecule: messenger RNA, 1221 nt
Organism: Phytomonas sp. Hart1
Lineage: Eukaryota; Euglenozoa; Kinetoplastea; Trypanosomatida; Trypanosomatidae
Source: the annotation of a GenBank genome assembly